Molecule: messenger RNA, 2039 nt
Organism: Thrips palmi
Lineage: Eukaryota; Metazoa; Arthropoda; Insecta; Thysanoptera; Thripidae
Gene: phr
Product: deoxyribodipyrimidine photo-lyase
Exons: 10
Coding region: 256-1833 (525 amino acids)
Biological process (GO): photoreactive repair
Molecular function (GO): deoxyribodipyrimidine photo-lyase activity
Source: RefSeq, a predicted model, not a curated record
UCGUAUUAGAGUUUUAUAGUUUCCUUAGAAACGGUUUCUCGAUGUGAGGAUUACUGUUUCAUAUGUUGGUAAAAUCAACGAAAGAACAAAAGACUAAGGUCACGGAAACAAAAACAAACAACACAAACAGAUAGUUAUAAGUUUUUCUGUGGGUCUGUUGCAUUCAUAGUUCUGGCGCUUAGAAACAUUUUAACAGUUUCGCCUUGGGCGUUUCACCACUCUAAGCCCACAACUCAGCUGUUUUCAUUCAGGAGAAUGUCGUCCAAGAUGUCAAGCAGCAAGGAGCCACCAAAAAAGAAGGUGAAGACAGAAGAAGCAUCCAGUCCUACUACUUCGAAGUCUGAUACAAACUUGAAACAACGUUUGGUGCAAGAUCGUAAAGAGACUGCACCCUCAAUCCUGGAAUUUAAAUUUAACAAAAAACGUGUUAGAAUAUUAUCAGAGGCUACUGAUGUUUCUGAAAAUUGCAAAGGUAUUGCAUAUUGGAUGUUCAGAGAUGAAAGAGUUCAAGACAACUGGGCAUUUCUUUUUGCACAACGCUUGGCUCUCAAGAACAAAGUUCCACUCCAUGUUUGUUUCUGCCUUCUUACGAAAUUCCUUGAUGGCACCAUUCGCCAGUUCAAGUUCCUCCUCAAAGGCCUGCGAGAAGUACGCAAGGAAUGUGAGGAAUUGAAUAUAGAGUUUCACAUGUUGUAUGGAAGCGGAGCAGAAGUUAUGCCGGACUUCAUAAAGAAGAACAAAAUUGGGGCUCUUGUAAUCGAUUUUAUGCCUUUGCGUAAUGUUAUGAAUUAUGCUGACCAGCUGAAGAAGACAUUGCCCAAAGAUGUACCGCUGUGCCAGGUUGAUGCUCACAAUAUUGUUCCUUGCUGGCAAGCAUCAGAGAAAUUGGAAUAUGGAGCUAGAACCAUUCGGCCCAAAAUACAUAAACAACUGCCUGAGUAUCUGACUCAGUUUCCACCAGUUAUCAAACAUCCAUACUCGGGAUCACUUAAAGCAGAUAAAAUUGAUUGGGAAAAAUGUGAAGCUCAUCUGGAGGUAGAUCGAACUGUGGAUGAAGUGCAGUGGGCAGUUCCUGGAUACUCUGGUGGAAUUUCAACCCUGGAAAGCUUUAUCAACAAAAGGCUUAAGAUUUUUGGAUCAAAAAGAAAUGACCCAACCUUGGAUGCGUUAAGCAACAUUUCACCCUGGCUCCAUUUUGGUCAGGUCUCAGCACAGCGGUGUAUUUUGGUGGUGAAAGCUUUAAGAAGUAAACACCCAGAAAGUGUUGAUGCUUACAUUGAAGAAGCAAUUGUCAGAAGAGAACUGUCUGAUAACUUCUGUUUCUAUAACCCUAAGUAUGACAGUAUUGAGGGUACCAAUGAGUGGGCAAAGAAGACGCUGAAUGAUCAUAAGAAGGACAAAAGACCUUACUUGUACUCUCGGGAAGAGCUGCAGAAUUCCAAAACGCAUGACGACUUGUGGAAUUCUGCCCAAAUUCAGCUUGUGAAGGAAGGCAAAAUGCAUGGUUUUCUAAGAAUGUACUGGGCAAAGAAAAUUCUGGAGUGGACUGAAAGUCCAGAGCAGGCUCUUUCUGAUGCCAUCUAUCUUAAUGAUCGCUACAGUCUUGAUGGACGAGACCCAAGUGGAUAUGUUGGUUGCAUGUGGUCCGUUUGUGGUAUACAUGACCAAGGGUGGGGAGAAAGAGAUGUGUUUGGGAAAAUUCGCUACAUGAAUUAUCAAGGAUGCAAAAGGAAGUUUGACAUUGCUGCCUUUGUCUCUCGCUAUGGUGGCAAAGUUUACACAAAAUCUUCAAGCACACUGGACAAGUUUGUCUCAAAGGGUAAAAAGAAGUAGCAUGGCAAGGUAUCUUGAAGCAUCCACUGAUUGUAGUACAAAUAGAUCAUAGAAGGAGGAAACUGUAACACUGUGAUUGUGUACCUGCACCUAUUUAUACUCUUAUCAGUUAAGUUUUGAUCCAAACUGUUAUUACUUUUCUUCGUGUUUUAUUUAACAAAACAAACUGUUAUCUACGGGUGGUAAUAAUUACUUAAUCUUGUCGA